AUGUGGGGCCCCGGUGCAGACCUGGCCAAGUCCAAGAACCACACCAUGCACAACCAGUCCCAAAAGCAGCACAGAAACGGCAUCAAGGAACCCCGAUCACAAUAUGAAUCUCUUAAGGGGGUGGGCCCCAAGUUCCUGAGGAACAUGAGCUUUGCCAAGAAGCACAACAACAAGGGCCUGAAGAAGAUGCAGGCCAACAACGCCAAGGCCCUAAGUGCACAUGCUGAGGCUAUAAAGGCUCUUGUAAAGCCCAAGGAGGUCAAGCCCAAGAUCCCAACAGGCGGCAGCCACAAGCUUAGUCGACUUGUCUACAUUAUUCACCCCAAGCUCAGGAAACGUGCUCAUGCCCGCAUCGCCAAAGGUUUCUGGCUCUGCCGGCCAAAGUCCGAGGCCAAGGCUCAAACCAAGGCCAAGGCUGCAGGUGCAGCUGCUGCUCCAGCUCAAGCUCCCAAAGGUGCCCAGAACCCCACAAAGGCUCUGGAGUAG
Molecule: messenger RNA, 486 nt
Organism: Lipotes vexillifer (Yangtze River dolphin)
Lineage: Eukaryota; Metazoa; Chordata; Mammalia; Artiodactyla; Lipotidae
Source: RefSeq, a predicted model, not a curated record